AUGCUUGACGCAAAUUCUCAAUUUCGAUCUACUGCAGUGCUUCUAGAGCAUCAAAUUAGGAGCUCAGGGCCAGCAGAGACCUUUAAAAAUGCGUUUGAGUGUCAAUUUAAGGAGCUUGAGUGUGAGGCUUUGAAAGUCGUAAGACGAUUGGAAGUAGUCGAAGAGAUUCGCAGAGCAUCGGAAACAUGGGGGUUCAUGCAGUUGGUUAACCAUGGAGUUCCAGUUGGUGUUAUGGGCGAGAUGCUAGCUGGCGUGAGACGAUUCCAUGAGCAAUCCCAGGAGUUAAAGAUGGAGUGGUACUCGCGCGACACUGAGAAACCAGUCAGGUACUUCUGCAAUGGUGAUCUCCUUUGGAAUAAAGCACCAGCAUGCUGGAGAGAUAGCCUGGCAUUUGAUUUACCCGACGGAAAACUGGACCCUGGACUCUAUCCUCAGAUAGGCAGGGAUGCAAUUAGUGAAUAUGUCAAACACAUAACAAGACUGAGCAAGACACUAUCUGAACUGCUAUCAGAGGCAUCCUAG
Molecule: messenger RNA, 522 nt
Organism: Dovyalis caffra
Lineage: Eukaryota; Viridiplantae; Streptophyta; Magnoliopsida; Malpighiales; Salicaceae
Source: the annotation of a GenBank genome assembly